This is a messenger RNA of Trematomus bernacchii (emerald rockcod), 2151 nucleotides long. RefSeq names its product stathmin-like 4, like (gene stmn4l). Gene Ontology annotation, cellular component: neuron projection; cytoplasm. The record is from RefSeq and is a predicted model, not a curated record. The transcript has 7 exons. Gene Ontology annotation, biological process: microtubule depolymerization; neuron projection development; regulation of microtubule polymerization or depolymerization. Bases 85 to 606 code for a protein of 173 amino acids. Lineage: Eukaryota; Metazoa; Chordata; Actinopteri; Perciformes; Nototheniidae. Gene Ontology annotation, molecular function: tubulin binding.
GCUGAGCUGCAGAUCUUCAGAGCUUCAGAGACGACCAGCAUCACUGCAGGGAACAGACUCUACCUCACAGGAACCAGCAGCACAAUGACUCUAGCAGCGUACCGAGAGAAGCUGAGAGAGCUCCCCCUGGUGUCUCUCUUCUGCUCCUGCAUCCUCCCCAGAAUCACAGAGGACAAGAAGGAAGCGGGCGUUGUGGACUUGAACCUGUGCAACAUCCGGCACAUGGAGGUGAUCGAGCUGAGCAAGCGUUCGAGCGGCCAGGCCUUCGAAGUCAUCUUGAAGCCGCCAACGUUCGACGGCGGCCCCGAGCUGAGAGCAACCACACCCCCCCGCCAGAAGCCCUCUCUGGAGGAGAUCCAGAAGAAGCUGGACGCCGCCCAGGAGAGGAGGAAGUGUCACGAGGCGGAGUUGCUGAAGCACCUGGCCGAGAGGAGGGAGCACGAGCGUGAAGUCGCUCAGAAAGCUCUGACCAAAGAGCGCCAGGAGCAUCGGGCCGACGCCUAUAAAGAGCAGCGGCAGAUGCACCUGAACGCAUCACAGGAGCACCUGAACGCAUCGCAGGAGAGACUGCAGGAGGAGGACAAGCACAGUGUGGAGGUGUCUUGAUGGCCUGAUCACAACACAAGCUGAAAUCAAUUUGGAAGCCAUUUCCAAGGGCGGAUGAUCUGAGGACUGAAGAGCCGGCGCUGCUCCAACUGGAGUCUGACAGGAAGAGACUCACAUAAACAGAGUCAGAGAAGAAGAACAGAGAGGAGGAGGAGGACUGAAGGUUGGACCUCCUCUGAACAACCAGGACUCUUCUUAACGAGAUAGACUCUUUAAUAACGGGAUAAUCACUUCUUCUCAAGGACGCUGCAUCUUCAUCAUCAGACGGCUCACGGAGGUUUUACUGCGCCGACAGUGCCAAUGUGUUCAUGUGUGAUUGUGUACGUAUCAAGGAAUAUUCUGGAAAGUUUGACCACACCUGAAACUGAAAUUGGACCGUGACCCAAAGGAAACAUCACCGAAACAAGAAGUGAGUCCAGAAAAGAGCCGAGAAGAUUGGAUAUGGUGGAAUCUGAUAUCUGGAUGGACAACAAUUCUGAGUGAAACAGCUCCAUCUGCUGCCAAGUCUAGAUACUUACAGUUAUUGUGAAACAGAACCAUAAUAAAGAGAGUUAUCCUGGGCUCUUAAGUGAUAUCUAAGGGAAUUAAAGUGAGCCAAGACGGUGUUCAAACACAGGUCCGACAAACCCAAUACCAAUACUGAACUUCGAUUAGACCAAAGAUAGUUGUGUGUCUGAUACUAAGUGUCCUGGUAAAAGAAAAUGGCAUGAUAAGGAUGAGGCAAAAGACCCACAAACGAGACCAUCAAGCUCAGAUACAUUUGGGCAAUUGAGACAAGUCUGAGUCACAGAGAUCUUUAGAGUCUGAUGAGUUCGGUUAAAAACACGCCAAGAAAGUCAAAGGAGUUACAACGCUUACAAGAUCCAGACAUGUCCUGGUCAAAAUGUCCACGGUACAGAGACAGUUCAAAUAUAGAUUAUACCAAUAAGAGUCUCACGGAGAAACCUGGUCUCCUACAAAUUACGUUCUUAUUCAACAAAACAGUACAGUCAAUUAUGUUUAGAUGGUAUUUAGUAUCACAAGUACGCUUUUAACCAAAUUCCCUAUAAGGUGAAGGUCAAUGUGAGUGUGUGGGUCAAACCAAACACAACUUUUACCCGUGUAAUGGUUCUCAAAAUGUGACCGUAAUGGGAACGUGAUUUUGUAGGAGAUCUGGAGAGGCUGUGAUUAGUCCGAGACGAUUAAUAAGUCACCACAAAAGAAAACACGAUUAGACCUGAGUAUCGAUCUCCUUUCACACCUCCCAAGGUUUGUUUUAUUUUCAAGUUUGUAGUUAUAUUAUAUUUCUGAAUAUCAAGACAUUAUACAAACAUUAGCAUUCUAGCACUAAUGCUACCAUUUGAAGCUACAUUUCAGCCCCCUACUGGUGAAAGUAUAUUAUGUCAAGUGUUUACAGCUCGUGUGUGUGUGUGUGUUUCACUGGCUGUGUUAAGGAAUGAUGAUGAUGAUGAUGAUGAUGAUGAUGAUACUGAUGAUAAAUAUUGUACAGAAAUCACAUUAUAUUUUAAAUCGAAUAAUAAAUCAAUGACACGUUACUUCUUUGUU